Haemorhous mexicanus (house finch) is the source of this 1074-nucleotide messenger RNA. RefSeq names its product acrosin-like. The record is from RefSeq and is a predicted model, not a curated record. NCBI's taxonomy places the organism in Eukaryota, Metazoa, Chordata, Aves, Passeriformes, Fringillidae. Gene Ontology annotation, molecular function: serine-type endopeptidase activity. Gene Ontology annotation, biological process: acrosome reaction; proteolysis. The transcript has 5 exons. The coding region runs from base 1 to 1074 and encodes 357 amino acids.
AUGAAUUUGCUCCUUGUCCUACUGGCCAUGUGUAGGUCUGUGCUCAGCACAUGGGACACCUGUGGAGGGACCUGUGGUCUCUGGCCCAUGUCUGCUUCCUAUGGCCCCAUGGCUUAUGACUAUGACCCCGUGGCUCCAGACUAUGGUGAAGUGCACAUCACUGGUGGCACAGCUGUCCAGCCAGGAGCCUGGGCCGGGAUUGUCAGCAUCCAGGAUCCCUGGGAACCAGGCACAGGGCAUAUCUGUGGAGGGUCCCUCAUCAGCACAGAGUGGGUCCUCACAGCCGCCCACUGUUUCAUCAACGCCAGGAACAUCAGCACUUGGCAUGUGGUAGCUGGGGCUACCCAGUUGACUCAGCUGGGCCCUGAGGUGCAAGUGCGCCAGAUUAAGCAGCUACGGGUUCAUGAACACUAUAUUCCUGGUGAGGAGAGGAACAACAUUGCCUUGCUGAAAUUGGACCAGCCUGUCGUGUGCAGCCACUAUGUACAGCUGGGCUGUGUGCCUGACACCACACUGAAAGUGUCGGAGCUGGAAGCCUGUUACAUUGCUGGCUGGGGUGCUACUACUACAAGAGCUCAAAGACCAAGUGAUGUCCUGCAGGAGGCCAAGGUCCACCUCAUUGAUGUCCAGCUCUGUAACAGCAGCCUCUGGUACACAGGGGCCAUCCACACUCAAAAUCUGUGUGCUGGUUACUCAGUGGGCGGCAUCGACCCCUGCCAGGGUGACAGCGGUGGUCCUCUGGUGUGCAAAGAUAACAAUGCUGCCUUCUUCUGGCUCGUUGGUGUGGCCAGCUGGGUGAAAGGCUGUGUGAGAGCAAACCAGCCUGGAGUCUACACCUCUGUUCAGCACUUCUAUGACUGGAUCCUGUUCCAGAUAGACCCGCAGCCAGACAGAAGGGCGUCAAGACAUUCUAUGACUGCCCUAACUCCCUCUCAGAAGCCAAGGCCAAUACCAACACCAUUGGACAAGUUUAGCUCCUGGCCAUUUUCACUCCAGAAGCUGGCGGAAUUUUUUACUCAGGCACCGGAGCUCCUUCGGGUCCUAAGGAGAAAACUGGCUAAAGAAGCAGGAUGA